Messenger RNA from Epithele typhae, 2139 nucleotides. RefSeq lists its product as uncharacterized. The transcript has 12 exons. The record is from RefSeq and is a predicted model, not a curated record. Lineage: Eukaryota; Fungi; Basidiomycota; Agaricomycetes; Polyporales; Epitheliaceae. Bases 1 to 2139 code for a protein of 712 amino acids.
AUGCCCAUGCUCGUCGACACCGCUGAGCUCACCGGCCUCGCCGUCGAGGGCCCUCUCUAUGGCGUCUUCCUCUGCAUGUUCGUCGUCUGCGGCCAUGAUCUCUAUCGCCGCGCCGCCCGGCGCGAGACCCGUCUCAGCUGGCCCAUGGUCACCACCGGCCUCUCGCUCAUUUUGCUUGCCACCGCCCGCUUCGUGCUCAACGUCGCCUACGUCUUCCUCGCCUUCAUCCACCAAGAGACUCGGCCCGACCGUAUCGCCUUUAUCCGCGAUCUCACCCAACCCAUCUUCCUCGCCCGCCACUGGAUCUUCCUCGUCGUCCAGCUCAUCGGCGACUCCUUCGUGAUAUACCGCUGCUGGGUCGUCUGGGGCAGGAACACCUGGAUUGUUAUCCUCCCUAUCAUACUUACCAUUGCCAGUAAUGCCUGUGGAUCAUACAGCGUCUGGACCUUCAACCACCUUCCCAACCAGACAGAGCUCUCUCAAGAGCUAUGGAUCAAGCUCUGUUUCUGCCUCAGCCUGGUCGGAAAUGCCCUCGCCACUUCUCUUCUGGCAUACCGCAUCUGGUCCAUCGACCGCGAAGUCCACAAAGUCUUCCCAUGUAAAUCUUCUUCUCUCACGCCCGCAGUCCGCAUCAUUCUCGAAAGCGGCUCGAUCAACGUCGCGUAUCUGUUCGCGUUCGUUAUGGUCACCGCGUUCGGAUCCGAGGCCUUCGAGCUCAUGUGCGACAUGGGCGUAUCGCUCACGGGCAUCGUCUUCACCAUCGUUAUCCUCCGGGCUGCGCUCCGGCGGCACGACGACGCCAUGUUCACCGCGAAGAUGGUCACGUUCCCGUGGCACUUCACCACCAACCGGGCGACGACGGACGCCGACAUCCCCGACUGCACCAUGCAGCUCCCCCCUUGCGUCUCUGUGUCCCUCUCCGCCGCAGCUCUAGGCGAGUCGGACAGCACCACUGCGAGCGUAUCGGGGAAGAGUGAUGAUAUGGACGCGCGUCGCUGCGCGUUAGACCUCGACAUUGCAGCCCUGGAGGAUGAGAAGGUCGGGGAGAGCAGGAUGCCAAUCACCAUCGACGUCGCGGAACUCCUCGGCAUAGCUAUCGCCGGGCCUCUAUAUGGUGCCUUCCUGUGCCUCUUCGUGGUGUGCACGUACGACCUCCUGUCGCGCCGUGCGCGUGGCGAGGGUCAGAUCAACCCUAUCAUGGUCAUUGCGGGCGUAGCGUUACUUAUCCUCGCCACAACCCGAUUUGUGCUCGACACCGUAUACGUCUACAACGGGUUUAUCAACCAUGACGGCCGCGCUGCGCGGCUGGCCUUCAUGAACAACGUCACGAACAAGAACUUCAUCGCGAAGCACGCGUCGCUGCUCACGACGCUCUUUGUGGGGGACUCGUUCAUGAACUACCGGUGCUGGGUCGUGUGGGGGCGCAAGUGGUGGAUCCCGGUCGUGCCGUUCAUUCUCUCGCUGUCGAGCACGAUCUCGGGCUGCUACACGCUGUACGCGUACACGCACUUGCACGACCAGACGAUCUUCGAGCAGACGGAGCCUCUCAAGAUCUGCUUCAUCCUCAGUCUCAUCUCGAACGUGCUCUCCACUUCGCUGCUGGCGUCGCGGAUCUGGUACGUGAACCGGAGCAGCGCGAACGUGCUCGCGGGGGGCGCCGACGGCGGGCUCUGGCCGGUGGUGCGCAUCGUGCUCGAGUCCGGGUUCAUCAACGCCGUCUUCCUCUUCGCGUUCGUCAUGAUCAUCGCCGCGAACUCGUCCGCGCUCGAGCUCGUCUCCGAGAUGGCGGUGCCGGUGACCGCGAACGUGUUCGCGAUCGUCAUCUUCCGCGUCGGCCUCCGCCGGCGCGCGUCGUCCGAAAAGUCGCCCAGCUCCGCGCGGACGACGACGAUCGAGUGGGCGGGGCACCCCGCCGGCGCGACGACGACGAUCGACUCGGUCCUCGGCGGGCCGUACCUGGGCAAGGCCGGCGGCGUGCGCGCGAGCCGCGUGGGCCGCGUGCCCGUGCCCGGCGCGCGCCUGACGGUGUCGUCGACGACGGGGCCGUACGGGUUCGGGGGCGGGUUGAAGGGCGCGCGCGGCAGCGAGGACGGGGAGAUCGAGAUGGCGGACCGGCCGGGGGAGUCGUUCGCGGCCUGA